AUGAAGUCGGAGUUCCAACCUGAUUUGAUUUCAAAUCAACCUAAAUCAUCAAAAUCAAAAUCAAAGUCCAAAGCAAAAUCACGAACUACCAAUACAAAAACGAUAAAGGCUCCAGGUUCAGUAAAUGAAAGAGUUGCUCAAGCAUGUGAUAGAUGUAGAGCUAAGAAAACAAAGUGUGAUGGUAAAAAUCCCUGUUAUGGUUGUCUGUCUGUGGGUCUUGAAUGUAUUGUAUCUGAUAAGUUAUCUAGAAGAGCUUUUCCUAAAGGUUAUACAGAAACCUUAGAGGAAAGAGUACGACAAUUAGAAGCUGAAAAUAAGAAACUUCUCGGUAUAUUGGAUAUACGUGAUGAACAGAUUGGAAUGCUUAAUUCAGGUAUAAGUGGAAGUGAUAAUCAACCAGAUACCGAUACUAAAGAUGAGUUAUUUGAUGAAGUAACUAAAUCGAAUCUUAGUAUACUUGAAAGUGAAAGCAGUGAAGAUUUCCAUCAUCACCAUGAUGGGUGCCCCUGCGGAUGUUCCAACCCUCAUGCUGUCCACGAGAGACCCGUUUCAAUAGCAGGUUCGCUUUAUGAAGGUAUUGAUGCUCCUAUAUCGAUUGCCAGUUCAAUCAAUUUAAGUGAUGACGAAGAAAAUGAUGACGAUAGGGAAAGUUUAUUCUCAUCUGAUUUUGAUUAUCCUGGAGGGAACAAUCAAAGGAGAUAUAAUAGGGAAGUAAGUCCUGCUCCUGGAGCUUUUGCAGCCGCUACAGCUAUUGCUCAAAUGCAAAAAAAUAAAAUAUUCCAACAACAACAACAAAAGUUAGAGAAUGCAAAUAGCAAACAACUGAUGCUUACUUCAUUGGUUGCUAUUUCGAUUCCUAGAAGUACAGAAGAAACAUUAUUUAUUCCUACCUUAUUAGCCAGAGUGUGUGAAGCUUAUGGAUAUGACUCAAAGCCAGCUAUAUUAACCGCAAAUUCUAUUGCAUCAUUAAAAGAAAUAUCAUUUGAAAGAAGUCCAACCGAUAUAUCACUAAAUAUCAAGCAAGAUCUAGAGAGAACUCUUAUAAACAACGAUGUUCCAAAAUUAAAUGAAGCGGAUGCCCUCAAUUUUAUUCUUAAUUUAUUAAACUUACCAAAUUCCAGAAUCGAUUUAGAUCAAUUCAUCACUGUAUAUUUCCAAGAUUGGGGUAAUUCACUUCCUGUGAUUGAGAAGGAAGGAUUUUUGAAGAAUUAUAUGGAAUUGGUGGAAAUAUUAGAAACGGGUAUUUAUGUUAAUUCUAGAGAACCAGCCUGUUCAUUCGAUCUGAUUGAAAAAUUUGGAGCUCUUAUGAUUUUAGUAUUAAGUUUAAGUUUAUUAUCAAACAAACAUUCCCACAUAAGUGAUAAUGAUGAUCGAUAUGUUCAAUAUUUGAAGUAUUAUGAUUAUUUAAUCCAUGAGUUCAUUAAACCCAACUGUAUUAUCACCAAACAUUGUUCAAUUCAAUCACUUCAAAUCCUUACCCUUGCAUUACAAUAUUGUUUAGUAGUGGGUGAUAUAAAUACAUGUUAUGAUUUACGUGGUAGAGUUAUCAGUAUGGCUCAACAAUUAAGAUUACACAGAUGUCCAGCUGCAGUGUUAGGAUUAUCAAGUGAUGUUAAUGAUUUAAAACUUCAAAACAUGAAACAAGCUGAAAGACGUAUUUUAUUCUGGUGUGUGUACUGUCUUGAUGUUUAUUCUUCAUUUAACUUGGGUGUACCGAGACUUUUCAAAGAUUUUGAAAUUGAAUGUGCUAUGCCAUUCGCAGGUAAAAAUGAUGAUGAUGAUGAUGAUAAUGUAAAUAUCUUAAUUGUCAACAAUACUAAAUUAUUAAUUGUUGGAAAAGUAUCAAAAUAUGCCUUGAGUAUGAUGACAUACUGUAAAGUCUUGGGAACUGUCUUAGAUUCAAUUUUCUCCAGAUAUGAUAAUCCUGAAACAUACAGUAAAGCUUUAAGUAGAGAUAGAAUUCUUGAUUGUUGGAGAAGGGAUUUGCCAACAGAUUUAAAAUUUGAGAUUGAUGUUAAUGGUCUUUCACUUAAGGAUCAAGCCACACAAUAUAACAAACAACAAUUAACCUUAAUGUUCCUUUACUAUCAUGCUAGGAUUUUAAUAUAUUUACCAAUAUUAUCGAAAUAUGGUAACCAUCACAAUGUGGGUUUAUCCAAGAAAGAACUGUUGCUUAAAGGAGAAGGUGAUGUUGCAACUAUUGUGUCUAGUAUUAGUAUGGUGCAACAAUCAUCAAUUCAAAUUCUUGAAGUGUUAAAGUAUGUUAAUGAUACUACCAAUCCAUAUUUAUUACCUAUACCUAUCAAUAUACCUAGACAACAAGCUAGGUUUGCCCUUUUAGUGGCUAAAGGUAGUUUAGAUUAUCUUAAAGGUGGUCCAUUAUUUCAAAAUCUGAAACAAUUACUUUUAGAUACAAUAAAGGAUUUGAUUGAAGAGAGUAAUUUGAAUAUUCCAGGUAGAUUAAGUAGAUCUACAGCAAAGAUACUUGAAUUAUCAAUCUUGAGUAUUUUGGGACUUAAUUUAUCCAAGAAUAAAUUCGUGAAGAAGAAAGUUGCAGCCAAUCAUCCAAUUACCAAAGUUGCCGUACCAAGAGACCCAUAUGGAAUUGAUGUCAGAAGCAGAGCACCAACUUCCAGACUUGCCAAUGAGUUUACUGCUAAUGACGAGUUACAAUUAUUACAACAAACCAAUGAAUUGUCAAUGUCUUCAAGUUUGAAUAGAAUUACUUCUACUUCAAGUAACGAUUUUGAAUUUGGUAGUAAUGACUAUAGUGGAAUCGAUGACCCUGAAGGAUUAGAACAUAUCUUGGAAUUUGAUCCAUUUAAAGUUAAUGUUAACAAAUUAUUAAUGAAUGACUUUGCAGCUGAUGGUUCCCUCGGUCUUGUACCAUUCUUAGAUAUGAAUGAUCUUGAAAAUAAUGAUAAUGAUAAUGAAAUUAGAAUGAAUAAUAAUAAUAAUAAUAAUAGUAAUAACAAUGGAGAUGCAAGUGAAAUACCCCACCCUGAAAUUAGAGGGAUUUCGUUAUUCGGAAUGAACAACAACAACCAAUGGCAAUGA
Scheffersomyces coipomensis is the source of this 3057-nucleotide messenger RNA. It is a transcript of the gene CAT8, whose product is annotated as DNA-binding transcription factor. The transcript has a single exon. The record is from RefSeq and is a predicted model, not a curated record. Gene Ontology annotation, biological process: DNA-templated transcription; regulation of DNA-templated transcription. Gene Ontology annotation, molecular function: DNA-binding transcription factor activity, RNA polymerase II-specific; zinc ion binding; DNA binding. Bases 1 to 3057 code for a protein of 1018 amino acids. Lineage: Eukaryota; Fungi; Ascomycota; Pichiomycetes; Serinales; Debaryomycetaceae.